Messenger RNA from Neltuma alba, 1516 nucleotides. Its product is annotated as WAT1-related protein At5g40240. The transcript is spliced from 7 exons. The coding region runs from base 16 to 1029 and encodes 337 amino acids. NCBI's taxonomy places the organism in Eukaryota, Viridiplantae, Streptophyta, Magnoliopsida, Fabales, Fabaceae. Gene Ontology annotation, molecular function: transmembrane transporter activity. The record is from RefSeq and is a predicted model, not a curated record. Gene Ontology annotation, cellular component: membrane.
GGACCAUUUGUGGGAAUGGUGGUGGCUAUUCUGAUACAAACAAUAAGCCAAGUGGUAACCAAAAUUGCCCUCAAUGGUGGCAUUAACACAUAUGUCUUGGCUUUCUACUCCUACGCUCUCUCAUCUUUUCUCCUUCUUCCCUUCAUCGCCUUCCUUUUCCACAGGUCUCAAGCACCUCCUCUUAACUUCUCCUCCAUUUGCAGAUUCUUCUUGCUUGCCAUCUUUGGAAGCUCAGGGACUGUACUUGCUUAUGUUGGCUUAGAUUUAAGCUCACCGACAAUGGCCGCUGCCUUGCUGAACCUUAUUCCUGCUUUCACUUUUGUGCUUGCUCUCAUUUUCAGGAUGGAAAUAGUAGAUUUCGGAGAAAAGAGCAGCCAAGCCAAAGUGUUAGGAACAAUAGUAUCAAUUGGUGGAGCAUUUGUUGUGAUAUUCUACAAGGGCCCACCAAUCUUCAAGAAUCAUUCUUCAGCAUCUUCUUAUAAGCAGGUUUUGUCGUUAACACAAUCCAACUGGGUCCUUGGAGGCUUUUAUUUAGCUACUGAAUCUUUCAUUGCUUCACUUUGGUACAUUUACCAGGCAUCAGUCAUUAAGAGCUACCCUUCUGUAAUGGUGGUAGUCUUCUUCCAAAUUCUCUUCUCAACAAUUCUGUCAGCAAUAUUUGCCAUAAUUGUAGUUGCAGAUCUAUCAGCAUGGGUCUUAAGACUUGACAUGGGCUUGGUUUGCAUUAUCUACCAGGCAGUGGUUGCCGUAGUGAUUCGCUUCAUUCUAUACACAUGGAGUGUGAAGAAAGCUGGACCUCUGUUUUGUACAAUGUUCAAGCCUGUAGGAAUCAUUUUCACUGUUAUCAUGGGUGCACUUUUUCUGGGGGAUGAUUUUCACCUUGGAAGUUUGGUGGGCGCGGUUAUAAUUGUGUUGGGAUUUUAUGCUGUGAUUUGGGGCAAAGCUAAAGAAGAGAGGAAGGCUGAAGCAAGGUUUGAAAACCUGGAGUCAUCUUGCCAUACUGCUCCUCUGCUGCAAAACAAGACUUAACAGAUAUUGAAAUGUGGGAUGGGGAUCAUUUGAAGACGCUUAUGAAGUGUCCUCCAAGUUAGAGGGAGAUUAAAAAAGAAACUCUCUCUCUCUCUCUCUCUCUCUCUCUCUCUAUAUAUAUAUAUAUAUAUAUAUAAAUGGAAUGGCAGGCACAAAAGAUGCUAUCUUGUUCAGCAGACAAUUUUGGAAGAUCUGCAAGUUGCUGAUGGUAUGAAGUCACGUUCUCUUUUCACAAAGAGAAUGGGGCUAUGCUUAGGAAUGAAAUCAACUAAUUUGAUGUACUUCUGAAAUCUUGUAAAUAAUAAUUGAUUUGGGGAUGAUAUUAUAUAAAUGGUUGCUCAUAAACUGUAAAUGUUAGCUCCAGAUCUUAUUCGCAGACAGCCUUGAUGGCAAUAAGAACAGUGCAAGAACUACUGUUGAUUGUUGAUGAAUCAUGUAAAAAUAUUUGAACCAAAAUAGUUAAUCAACGAGUUGAUUUUCAGUUGUA